Molecule: messenger RNA, 2250 nt
Organism: Piliocolobus tephrosceles (Ugandan red Colobus)
Lineage: Eukaryota; Metazoa; Chordata; Mammalia; Primates; Cercopithecidae
Exons: 6
Coding region: 189-608 (139 amino acids)
Source: RefSeq, a predicted model, not a curated record
GUGAAGACAAAGCCAUUGGAUAGUGAGAGGAUAGAGGGUGCUCCAUGGAUGUGAGCUGCAUCUGUAUGUUCACAUAGAAGGGCGAGCGAAGGAGCAAAUGUGGGCAACAGCUGUCAGUGACACAUCAUUUCCCCAACAGCCACAAACAAGAUAAGAGCCUUGCAGGGGCCCUUAACUGCUGGGUUCUGAUGGUUCAAAGAGAAAAAGCACAUGAUGACUUUGAAGGAGGCUGCCUGGCUGAGCUGAUCGGAUCACCUAGAGACUGGAAAUGCUUUCUAGCAGUGCCUGAGCCUCUACUGGCUGUUCAACACUGGCUGCACUUAUGGAAACCACAGACAAAAGAUGGAAACAGCCUCCACCAGCAUGGGGAUCAGGUGUGGGGCAAACACAGGAGACAAAGCCGUCUGAAGUCACCUGCCCUGUCUGGACAUUCCAUAGACUACCAUUUUUACCCACGACUUCGAUGUGGUACGCUCAUUGGACCAGAUGAGCAAGCAGUGGCGAGUGGGUUGGAGGUCUUGGUAACCAGUCUAACCAAAAUCCUGGGAGAGCUGUUCCCCAAUGCAGCACACUUCCUAGAAGAAUGUCCUUUCACCUUGGACUAUUGAUUCUUCAGUUUUGAAGUGGAUUCUGCACUCAAGAAACAUACCAUUGAAGAAUGGGACUGGUGGGAAGGUAACCAGUCCAACCAAGAUCCUGGCAGAGCUGUUCCCUGAUGGGGCACACUUAUUGGAAGAAGCAAGUGAAUGUAAAGGAGGGUGGACUUAGAGGAGACUGUGGUGCUCUACCAAGAUCUUUCUUCAGGGCCAAUACAUCCAUUGUUGAGUUGUGACAGACAGGAGCUGGGGGUGGCUUGCCUCUCACUCUGGGAAUUGCCCUCAGUCAUAGGGAACUGCCUUACUCAAGGGUCAGUCACCUUCUGGAGGUUAGCUCAUGUUCAAUUCCUGGCUGAUACAGGAAUACGAAGGACCAGUCCUUGUCUCAGCUUGGGACAAAUCUGAAAGCCCAUCACAACUUCAGAGAUGAAGGGUGGGAGCUGCCUCCACUGCCGCGUUUCCUCCUGUAGCUUUCUUUCAUGGCCAGUGUCUUGGGGUGUGCCCUGCACUCCAUGCCCCCAGCACUCCUUGGCCUUGCCUCUGUGUGAAGAUCUGUUCUUCAGUUUCUGCUGCACUUCCUCAUCAGCAUUCAGACUCCUCUAAAGUAAACCCAGGACCCUUGUUUGACUUCCCGUGCCUCUCAAGUUCCUUACACGAGACCUCUGCUGAGAUGCCUCACUCUCUAAUCCUCUCCAAUCAACGCAGGUUGGGAGCCUGUACUUGAUGAAGCUGCUCCAUCAAGGUUCCCUCUACCUUAACAAAUCCUGUGCAAAGUUCUUUCUCUACAUCAAUGGAAUCUUUCCGCAAAGUCUGGCACAGAGCUCUGCUGCUUUCAUUUAGAAAUAUUUCCCCGACGGAUUUGUGGGACACAAACAAUCUCAUGGCUACUGUUCUCCCCGGGUUCCCUGGCCACUCUCUCUCGUAGUGAUUCCCUGCAUUAAUUUCCUGUUCUGCUGUGAAAAAUCACCACAAACUUAGUGGCUUCAAACAAUGUGGAUUUGAUAUUUUACCCUUUUGUAGGUUAGAAGUUCAACAAGGAUCUUUCUGGGCUAAUACCAAGGGGGUGGCAGGGCUGUGUUCCUGCUGGUGGUUAUAAGGGAGAAAUUCUUUCCUUUUUUUCCAGAUCCUAGAGGCCACAAGCAGUCCUUGGCUUGUGACCUCUUCCUUUAUCUUCAAAGCUAAGAGCCUAGCAUCUUCUCUCCUCUUUGGCCUGUGCUUCCAUCUUCUAUCUUCUUUCCCUGCUUUGAACUCUUCUGCCUCCUCUUCUAAGGGCCCUUGUCAAACAGGCGCCCACCCAGGUGAUCCAGGAUAAUCCUCCCCACUGCAGGAUCCUGAGCUCAUCUGCAAGGUCCCUUUUCCCACAGAAUAGAAUGACUCACAGGUGCUGGGAAUGAGGAUGUGGACAUGCCUUGGAGGGGCCAUUAUUCAGCAGACCACAAUCCGUCUCCCUAAAUUCACCUCUUAAUUUUGGGGCAUCCUAAAUUUGGUUCUCUGCUUACUUCUCGUCUCCAUCCAUACUCUCUGAGGAGAAGAGCUCACCAAGGACCGUGGCUGUAAAUGCGUUCUUUGAGCUGGCGUUUUUCAAAUUGUAUUUCCACUCCGGACCUCGUCCCUGAGUUCCAGGUUUGUAUUCAUAUCCGCCUGUGUGCAUUGU